Molecule: messenger RNA, 796 nt
Organism: Salvia splendens (bonfire salvia)
Lineage: Eukaryota; Viridiplantae; Streptophyta; Magnoliopsida; Lamiales; Lamiaceae
Product: nuclear transport factor 2B
Exons: 2
Coding region: 151-522 (123 amino acids)
Biological process (GO): nucleocytoplasmic transport
Source: RefSeq, a predicted model, not a curated record
CUCCGUUUAUAUUUAGAAAAUAUUAAAAUAGCUUUCACUCUCUUCUCUCUCUACUCCGAGUCUCAAUCCCCUCCGUGUGAGUGCACGAUUUGAGAAAUUGACUUGCAGAAAGCAGACUUGAAACCAACAGAGAGGGAAAAGAGGCCAGCGAUGGAUCCAGAUUCUGUGGCGAAGGCAUUCGUGGAGCACUACUACUCCACCUUCGAUGCGAAUCGGGCCGGCCUCGCCAGCCUCUACCAAGACGGCUCCAUGCUCACCUUCGAGGGCCAGAAGAUCAUGGGAUCCACAAACAUCGUCGCCAAGCUCACCAGUUUGCCGUUCCAGCAGUGCCAGCACCACAUCAGCACCGUCGAUUGUCAGCCGUCCGGCCCCGCCGGUGGAAUGCUCGUCUUCGUCUCUGGAAAUCUGCAGCUCGCCGGUGAGCAGCACAUGCUCAAGUUCAGUCAGAUGUUCCACCUGAUGCCAACUCCUCAAGGAAGUUUCUACGUGCUAAAUGAUAUUUUCCGCUUGAAUUAUGCCUGAGGCCGGCAGUGCAAAUCGAACAGAAAUAGGGGCUUGACCGAAAUUUGUUUGCCUAUGCUCUCUUGUGUUUUAAAGUGAAAAACAAUGCUGCUAUUCCAGAAGUUGGAUUUAGCUUCAUCUGCUUGGGUGUUUGUGUAUUUUUAGUAGCUAUUCGUAAUGAUUUCUGUCGAGUUUCAUUACCAUGACUCUCUCUUUACAACUUUCUUAUCUUUCUUAGAUGAACUUGAAUAUGUUUGUUGGCAUUAAGAAUUGAAGAUCACAGGCAGUUGGAUCA